Molecule: messenger RNA, 1158 nt
Organism: Odontomachus brunneus
Lineage: Eukaryota; Metazoa; Arthropoda; Insecta; Hymenoptera; Formicidae
Product: odorant receptor 24a-like
Exons: 6
Coding region: 1-1158 (385 amino acids)
Biological process (GO): sensory perception of smell; detection of chemical stimulus involved in sensory perception of smell
Cellular component (GO): plasma membrane
Molecular function (GO): odorant binding; olfactory receptor activity
Source: RefSeq, a predicted model, not a curated record
AUGAGCACUAUAAAUCCGCUGCUGAAGAUCGGCCUUCAAUUCAUCGGUGUCUGGCCGAAUGUACGGUAUGCCUCCGUUUAUCGACUAAUUUAUAUCUUGAGCAUACUGAUCUUGCAAUAUUUUCAAUAUCUGUACAUAUACUCUCAUUUUAAAUUGAGCGAGCUGCCGAAUCUCGUGGAUGGUCUGCCCGUGGCUAUACAAUACACUUUAACGGCUUCUAAAUUAACAGCACUUUGGAUUCGGCGUCGCGUAGUUUACCAGGUACUGACAGCUAUGGACGAUGAUUGGUGCGUGUCCAUGCACGUCGAGCAACAUUUGCGAAUGAUGGCGACGAAAGCGGACAAAUCGCAUUUACUCUGUAACACUGUAUUCAGCUUAACUACGAUCGCCGGGGUGCUUUACCUCUUGGGCGAUUACGCGUUUCGUUUUCUGCAUUUGGCGGAGGACGUCAAUGUUUCCUCACGGCAUUUUCCUGUCAAGAUACAAUUUCCUUUUGAACAGGCCGAGCAAUCGCCGAUCUAUGAGCUGCUCUUCAUAAUAUUAUUUGUACACGGUAUGGCAAAUACGUGCACGAUCGCUACUUUGGACACGCUGAUUGCUAGCCUGGUGCUUCAUGCAAGCGGACAAAUCGAUAUCAUAUGCCACGAGUUGCGAAAGAUUUCUGGAGACGCUACCUUUUAUGAAUCUUCCAUGUGGAGAAUAGGAAUGCUGGUUGAACGGCAUAAUAGAGUAAUCAAAUUUUCCGAUAAGAUUCAUCAGAUUUCUUCCAUUGUAACGUUAAUGCUCGUUAUUUGCAAUACCUUGAUUAUCGUUUACUUCGGAUUCCUUAUCGUAAUAUCUGUUCAUGGUGACACCAGUAUCGGGUUAUUGGUGAAAGCUGCUUUUUCUUGCAGCGUCAUACUCACGGAAAUCUUUAUAUUUUGCUUCGCCGGGGAAUAUCUUAGUUUUAAGAGUACAUCAAUCGCCGAUGCUGCCUACGAUUCGUUAUGGUACGAUAUACCGCCUAAUCAAAGCAGAAUGAUGUCAUUAAUGAUAAUGAAAUCUCAAAGGGAAAUUACGCUCACGGCAGGUGGACUCGCGAAUUUAUCCUUGGAAACUUUCACGACCAUCAUGAAAACGUCAGCGUCAUAUGUGUCUGUCAUGCUUGCAAUAUAUUGA